This is a messenger RNA of Pimephales promelas (fathead minnow), 4198 nucleotides long. NCBI's taxonomy places the organism in Eukaryota, Metazoa, Chordata, Actinopteri, Cypriniformes, Leuciscidae. The record is from RefSeq and is a predicted model, not a curated record.
GAAGAUAUUUUGGUUUAGGCUUUUUCCCUAUGUAGGUUUAGCGGGAUAUCCUUGAUAGGAUAUUCCGAUUUUUUUUUAUUUUAGUUUGUUAUUUUUGUACGGUGAAAGCAGUUAGAGCAUUUGUCUCGGGAACACGUCCGUGUUUGUAGUAGUGACUCGUUAAUUGGUUGCUAUUGCAAACACUGGUUUAUAGUGUAUAAAAACCCGCUGCAAGUAACUGUAUGAAGAUUAGGGAUGAGUUUAGGUAGUUUAAAUAUUAGUUAGAGGGAAUUGCUUAUUCCAACUUCUUUCUUUAAACUUGUUUUGUUUUCUUGGAAGUUUAGUAGCCAUUUGUGACUCAUAAUGUCCUCAUACGUUGAAAAAUUUGUUGACGCACCGUCUGAGAGCUUGUUAAAUGACUUGACCAAGGAUCAAUUAUUAGAACUUGCAGAAUAUUAUGAAAUCAAUCUCACGAGUCAAGAUAAACGUCUAAAAGAUCAAAUUAAAGCCUUGGUAAAGACAGAGUUAGUUGAACGUCGUAUUUUAGAGUCUCAAUCUUCAGAAGACACAAGUGCGUCAUCAGCACAGUCUCAUUUGACGUUUGAACAACAAAAGCAAUUAUUGUUAAUUCAAGCAGAGAUUAAAGAGAAACAAUUAGAAGCACAAAAUCACAUUGAAAUCUCUAAGGUCAAAUUACAGCAACAACAAUUGGAACUUGAACGGUAUCGUUUGGAUUUAAUAAGGGAUGGUAAACUUUCUCUUACGGGAGAAGCAGCAGGCGAUUCAAGUUCAUGCAAGUUUGAUACGGUGAGAAACAUGAGGUUGAUUCCUAAAUUUGAUGAAAAAGAGGUUGAGCGGUUCUUUUUAUUGUUUGAACGUGUGGCAGAUGCACAACGUUGGCCAGAUGAAGAGCGAACUCUUAUGUUGCAGUCUGUAUUUACGGGCAGAGCUCAAGAAGCGUAUUCUUCCCUCAGUGUAGAGGAUGCUUCUGAUUAUCAAGCUGUAAAAGCAGCAGUGUUGAGGGCUUAUGAACUAGUACCAGAGGCCUAUAGACAACGGUUUAGAUCCUGGAAGAGAGGUGAAGAACAGACGUAUGUUGAAUUUGUACACGAUAUUUCGGUUUAUUUUAAUCGUUGGUGUGUAGCGUCUGAUGUAAAAACACUUGACGAUUUAAAAGAGUUAAUGAUACUUGAACAAUUCAAGAGUUCCAUUGCAGAUCGCAUUGCAACUUACAUUAACGAGCGUAAACCUGAUACUGCGUAUGAGGCGGCCGUCAUGGCUGAUGAAUAUUCGUUGUCUCAUAAAAAUGUUUUUUGUUACAGAUCGAGUGGAGAGAAUUUCAGAAGAGAGCCAUGGCGAAGUGCUAACAAAUUUAUUAGGUUGGGGAAUGAGUUAUCCAGCAGACAAUUGAAUAGCUCUGAAGAGAAAGACAGAGAGAAUAUGUGUAAUUACUGUCAUGAGUUUGGUCACUGGAAAAAUGAAUGUCCCUUGUUGAAAGCAAAAGCUGACAAUGUGAAAUCUAAGUCUUGGUCUCCUGCAAAGUCUGUGGCUUUGGCUGUGUCUACUUCAACAGUGAAUAAUGUGCAGAAAACUUGCUCACCGUGUGGUUCCACAUUUACUCCUUUUGUUACAGAAGGGUCUGUUAGGUUGGUAAAUUCCGCAAAAAACAUACCAGUAAAGGUUCUACGUGAUACAGGAUCAUCAGAAACCUUUGUGUUAGAGUCUGUAUUACCGUUUUCAGCUGAUUCUUAUACUGGAAGUAAUGUGCUGAUUAAGGGCAUUGGCUUGAAUGUUAUGUCUGUUCAUCUGCAUAAAGUUAUUUUGCAUUCUGUAUUGGUCCAGGGAGAAGUGGAGGUGGCUGUUCGUUCCUGCUUGCCUGUGGAGGGAAUACAGGUAAUUCUGGGGAAUGACUUGGCUGGUGAUCGAGUGUGGCAGAAUGACUCUCCACAUCUAGUGGUUACAUCAUGCCCGGUGGUCUUGAAGCCAGAUGGCGGUGAGAGUUUGAACUGUGCAGGUUUGUUACCCACUUGUGUGAUAACACGAUCCAUGAGUAAAACACAAGUUGAGGAAAAACAUGAGUCUAAGAAGGUGAAGGAAAUGUUAGAAGUCCCAUCAAUUCUAUCAGUGUCGCGUGAUGAAUUGGUUGAAAAACAAAAGUCUGACUCAACUCUUGGUGAAUUAUUUGACCGGGUUGUAUCAUGUGACACAAUCGAGAAUCUUUCGUCUGGGUAUUACCUAGAUGGGGGUUUGCUAGUUCGCAAAUGGGUGCCACAGGCAGAGUUUGCAUUGGGUGAUCCCGUGGUGCAAGUGGUAAUUCCUCAAUCUCUCCGACAACUAGUGUUACAGACAGCUCAUGAUAGCUCUGGCCAUAUGGGAGUGAAAAAGACAUACAAAUUACUGUUGAGACGGUUUUUUUGGCCGAAAUUGAAGCGGGAUGUGUCUAAAUAUAUAAAAUCUUGCCACACAUGUCAACUUAUUGGAAAGCCAAAUCAAUCUUUGAAGCCUGCUCCUCUUUUUCCAAUUCCAGCCAUUAGUCAACCAUUUGAACAUCUCAUUGUAGAUUGUGUAGGGCCGUUGCCUAAAUCAAAAGCAGGCAGUGAGUAUUUACUUACAGUCAUGUGCCAAGUGACUAGGUAUCCUGCUGCAUAUCCGUUACGUUCUGUGUCGACAAAACUAGUUGUAAAGGCGCUGACUGGGUUCAUUUCAGUAUUUGGAAUACCGCAAAUAAUACAGUCUGAUCAGGGAAGUAAUUUUACUUCUAAAGUGUUUGGUCAAGUGUUGAAACAACUUAAGAUUCAGCAUAGUCUCUCCAGUGCUUAUCAUCCUCAAAGUCAGGGAGCACUGGAGAGAUUUCAUCAAACGCUAAAGUCACUUUUGAGAUCGUAUUGUGUUCAAUUGGGUAAGGACUGGGAGAGUGGUCUGCCUUGGUUAAUGAUGGCUGCUCGGGAAGCUGCGCAAGAAAGUACUGGGUUCAGUCCGAAUGAACUUGUUUUUGGACAUGAUGUGCGGAGUCCGUUGUCUGUGUUGUCUGCUGACUGGGAAAAGUCUGAUCCGCCGAAAAAUGUUUUGUCUUAUGUUAGUGAUUUUCGUAGACGAAUUUAUGAGGCGUGUCAUUUGGCGAAGUCAUCUUUGAGAAAAUCACAGGAUCGAAUGAAAUCACUCUUUGAUCGUCGAACAGAGUUGCGUUCGUUUCAACCGGGUGACCAGGUACUGGCAUUGUUGCCGGUCGUUGGGUCGCCAUUUCAGGCAAAGUUUGUCGGACCAUAUACUGUUGCUCGUAAGAUGUCUGAUUUGAACUAUUUGAUAAAUACGCCAAAUCGACGAAAAAAGACUAGAAUAUGUCACGUAAACCUGUUAAAACCUUAUUAUGCUUGUAAAGAUUUCGAAGACCAAAUGACAAAAGACCAAGUUAGUUUGCCUGAUUCCUUUGUUAAACCUGUUAUGCUUACAGAUUCUUCUGUUAAUGACGACCGUAUAGAGUUGGUUUCGACUCCAGUGACUGUGGAGGAAGGUGAAAUCUAUCCAGGAGAUUGUGUUCUUCAAGGUCGUCUUAGGAAUUCAGAAGCCUUGGGUUCUUUGGAUGUUCAGCUUGGUCAUCUAACGAAUGGACAGCGGUCUGAUUUGAUUAAUUUGAUUAAGGAAUAUGUUACAUUAUUUUCUGAUACUCCUUCUUGUACAGAUUUAAUAGAGCACGACAUUGAUGUGGGAGGUGCAAAUCCAAUUCGUCAACGUUAUUAUCGAGUUUCGGCAAAUAAGAGAAAACAAUUGGAUGAUGAAAUCGAGUAUAUGUUGAUGAGAUGGUGUCUGUUUCUUCAGAGUUACUCCUUGGAUAUACGCCAUAUUAAAGGAACAGAGAAUGUAACUGCUGAUGCCUUGUCCCGUGUUUAAUGGAUUUGUAGUUUGCAUCCUCUCUGACUGUCUAUCUUUUUCUUUCUUAAUUUUGCUUCCUAGGCACCAGGUUGCUGAAAGUGGGAGAGUUUACGGGAUUGCAGGCCGAAUCAACUAUUGCUACUUGGACUAGUUGAAUUGUGGGAGUUGUUGUUUUUUUUAUUAAGACCCUAUGCUCUCUUCUUUUUAGGGGGGGUGUGUGACGCGUCUCCGAUUGUCUCCGCUGUUGUCGACCGGUGGGCGUGGCUGGGAGACGUGUCAAGAGAACAUUGUACACCUGUGCAGGAUUAGCAAGUGAUCUACACCUGUAUAUAAGCUUAGGCUUUGAGAA